GCGAGCACACAUCCCGCACGUAGCCGGCGCGUUAAUCAGCGCGGGGCCAUCUGCCGCCCCUCCUGCCGGGGCGGGGGCUGCCCGCGCCCUUCCCGCCCACCCUGGGCCGCUCCCGCACACUGCCGGGGCGCCGGCGGCGGCAGCAGCAGCAGCAGCGCGGGGCUUCGGCAGCACCGCCGCUCCCGCAGCGCCGGGCCGCGGUGCGUAGCCGAGCCCGCAGCGGCGAAAGUUUUGCCUCGCCUCGCCUCGCCUGGCGUCGCGCCGCGGCGGAGCCCCUGCCCGGCUGGGCCUGGAGCGGACGGCGGCCCCGCGGGCAUCGCCUCCUAGCGCGGGCGCCGGCGGAGCAGCGGCGCACCCGUCCCCGCCGCGCCAUGCCGCUGGGGCACAUCAUGAGGCUGGACCUGGAGAGAAUCGCCCUGGAGUACGUCGUGCCCUGCUUGCACGACAUCGGCUUCUGCUACCUGGACAACUUCUUGGGGGAGGUGGUGGGGGACUGCGUGCUGGAGCGGGUGAAGCGGAUGCACCGCGACGGGGAACUGGCCGACGGGCAGCUGGCCGGCCCCAGCCGCGGCGUCGCCAAGCGGCACCUCCGCGGCGACCAGAUCAAGUGGAUCGGAGGCACGGAGGAGGGCUGCGAGGCCAUCAACUUUCUCCUCACGCUGAUAGACCGGCUGGUGAUGUACUGCGGGAGCCGGCUCGGCAAGUACUACGUGAAAGAGCGAUCCAAGGCUAUGGUUGCUUGCUAUCCUGGGAAUGGAACUGGGUACGUUCGUCAUGUGGACAAUCCAAAUGGUGACGGGCGCUGCAUCACCUGUAUUUAUUACCUGAAUAAGAACUGGGACUCCAAGCUGCAUGGUGGAAUUCUUCGAAUAUUCCCCGAAGGAAAGUCCUAUGUAGCAGAUGUUGAGCCAAUUUUUGACCGAUUACUUUUUUUUUGGUCAGAUCGAAGGAACCCACAUGAAGUCCAGCCUUCUUAUGCAACCAGAUAUGCCAUGACCGUGUGGUAUUUUGAUGCCGAAGAAAGAGCAGAAGCCAAAAAGAAGUUCAGGAACUUAACUGAUGCAAGGAAGAGAGAAGCACCUCUUAAUGAAGACUAAUCAACUGCUCAUGAACUCUUUGUGAGGAAAUAAGAUCCCAAAGAUGACUUCCAUUUCCAGCGAAUAAGGGCAAAACAUUUUUAUGCACAAGUAUGCACCGGUUGUGUCUAGCACGUGCAUCUCAUGCUGAUGGUACUUAAGGCAGCCUCCUGUCAUGCUGCAUCUGGUAGAAGAAAGACUUGUUUGCUCUUUGCUUUUUGCUGGAAAAAAUAACCAGGGUUAAAAAAAAAAAGGGUAUGUGAUGCUCAAGCCUAGUGGUAGUGGCUCAGCCAAUUGGCUUUUGAUCACUCUUGUAACUAAGAUAAUGGUCAUUGGAACUAGUGGUAAAAAACUGAGUCUUAUUUGCACUUUAUGGGGGAAAAAACGUUCUAGUUAAAUGGGAAGAAGCCUUGCAAGUUUAAAAUCAGUUGGCAGACUGCUGACAGGCACAGAGGGAUAUUUGACAUGGGAAAUUAAAUUGGAUGUUUGUAGAGCAUUUUACAGUCUGUCCCAAAUGGACCUGUUGAUGUAUUGUUCAUCACUUUGCUGUGCAGAACAUUGGUUCAGCUCUUCAGAAACAUGUAGAUGUUUGUCUACACAGUCAUUGCAUUUUCUGGAUUUUGUUUGCUCUUCAAGAGGCUCAUUCUAGCUCUGCAGCUGUACUGCCCUUUCUGUCCCAGGACCAAGGGGAAAGUAGUUAUGCAUCUGUUCACACUUCAUAAAACCAUUCUUUAUGUUUUGAGCAGGAUGGGUUGUAUGUGUUCUAUUUUCACAGUUUGGUAAAGCAGCUGUUUUCUCCCAAAAAUCUGGUAAACUUGAAAGGCUUAUGGCACACAAUGCAUUGGCCCUUAAGGCCAGUGAUAUGUAGAGAAGUGUUUGCUUUGUGACUUCUCCAUCUGCUGUGUUCUGUAUGACAUAGGUAUGAAUCUGAAAGGGAAAGAUAUGUCUGGCAGUCUGACAAAUAUAUGAUAAAUAAUGGGUAACUUAGACCUGAUUUUUAUGCUGCAUAGUCUUAGUGAACACACUUGUUUAAUUUUGCAUGCAUAUGUAAUUUGAAUGAAACUGCAAUUCUGUUUCAAUUGAUCUGUGAUGGCAGGUAACUACUGCUGCUAUGCCCAGGCUGUGAGAUCAGAGUUAUUCAAUGGCAAAGCACACAUUUUUUCCCUCCAUUAUUUUUUUAAAACUUAUUAGACUCAAUGAGUAACUGGCGGCCUAUUCCCAAUCUGUCUAAACUUCUACAACCAGCACUUACUAUGCAGUUCAGAAUAGCUCUUAAUGAAGCUGGGAUCUGGCAGUGGAUGUAUUUAUCACUCACACUAAUUGUUCUCAGCCUAAUACACUCACUUGCAGCAUUCAUUUUUAACUCAUGCUGUCAGUGUGUAUGUCAGACCCUACUAAAUGUUCUAAAUAGGUGUCCCCUUCAGUGUCCCAUAUUUUCCUGUGCCACCUGCCCAUGCUGGUGAGGGUGGUGCGUCUGAACCACCGGCCCUUGCACCGCUUCCCCACGCUCUGCUGCAUUGUUGUGCUGUGAUGGGCUGCUCUUGAGCUAGGGAGUGCAAAAGUAGUGUGCAAUGGCAGCUAUUAAAUGUCUGUGAUAGAAAGGUAACAGCUGCAUAGGACAGAAGAGAAGUAACUUCCAUGACAUAAAAAUGAUAAUAGAAAAUGGAGUAUUUUUUAAAGCAGUUUUGUGUCUUAAAGAAAAGCUGAUCAUCCUCCAGCCUGCCAUGAAUGCUGAAUGUAAAUACAGCAGUGCUAAGAAGCCCCUUAUUCUCUCUGGCUUCUCCCAGAGAUCCAGCUAUGGUUGUAUAGGCCUGAGCACUGUGCACCCUAAGAGAGGAGUAUGAGGGAACAUGUGUGACUUAAUAUCCUUACAACUAGAAAAAGACAAAGAACAUGAUAAAUGUCCUUUAAUGUUAAGAAAAACAUUAUUCUACAGCUGCUUCUAAGUAACACCAGAGACUUGAAGGACACUUAAUGAUAACUUGAAAUUCUCAUUCUGAAAUGUUCGUGUGGGAGACGAAAGAUUUUGGCUCUUCCUUAAGAGAGAGGUUAUUCUUUGAAAUGUGAGAGGUAUUGGAAAAGACAGCAUUACUAUUUACAGAAAGUGAUGGAAUACAUGUAUUCAAAGUUAGUAAUGGCACAUAAAUUUGAAACUCUUACAUGAUUUUAAAAGGAGGAGGAUCAGAGUAGAGCAAAUACUGCUUUGCCUCUAGAAACUGUAACCUUAAAAAUGAACUAGAAAGCAUUGCUAGUACACGUCUUACUGGAGCCUGGAACAGUGGAAAAACAAUGUGGUGGAAGAGGAAAAGCUUUGUGUAAGGGCUGAAAAGGGAAGGUACUUCAGUUACCACUGUUGCUACCACCAGGUUUCUGCAGUGGUAAGCAACGUGUGGUGAAUGGAUGAUGGAGCAGUAUAGUUGCAUUUAUUGUAAAUAAAUACAUAUUUUCUUUUUUUGUGAAUAUCUUCCUCAUCUAUAUGACAUAUAUAGAAGACAGAGCAAUUAUUCUGUGGCAGGGUGUGUUGUCUUUAUAAACACUUGUAAUCAAGUGUAAAAAAAAUUGAGGGCUUGAGAGCUUGAAACCAAUUCCUUAGUCCUCCAUUUCAGGUUUCUACUC
This is a messenger RNA of Camarhynchus parvulus, 3692 nucleotides long. RefSeq names its product egl-9 family hypoxia inducible factor 3 (gene EGLN3). The coding region runs from base 372 to 1097 and encodes 241 amino acids. Gene Ontology annotation, cellular component: nucleus; cytoplasm. Gene Ontology annotation, molecular function: peptidyl-proline 4-dioxygenase activity; ferrous iron binding; L-ascorbic acid binding. Gene Ontology annotation, biological process: peptidyl-proline hydroxylation to 4-hydroxy-L-proline; cellular response to hypoxia. Lineage: Eukaryota; Metazoa; Chordata; Aves; Passeriformes; Thraupidae. The record is from RefSeq and is a predicted model, not a curated record. The transcript has 5 exons.